CGCGGUAAAACGAUAUUCCGGUUUGUAGGAGGGCAGCAGCAUGGAAUCCGACGGCACCAUGGCGAACGUUAACGGGCGAGAGAUCGUGUCCCUGAACGGGGAGCCGGUAGUCAAGCGGCCCCGGGAAAGCAGCCAGCAGGAUUCCCAGAACAAAGUGACCGUUGUGCUCGGGGCGCAGUGGGGCGACGAGGGCAAAGGAAAAGUUGUGGACUUGCUCGCAAUGGAUGCGGAUAUUGUUUGCAGGUGUCAGGGGGGCAACAAUGCAGGUCACACGGUGGUUGUGGACUCGGUGGAGUAUGACUUCCACCUGCUGCCCAGUGGAGUGCUCAACAAAAAAGCGGUCUCCUUCAUCGGUAACGGAGUGGUGAUACACCUGCCUGGUCUGUUUGAGGAGGCUGAAAAGAACCUGCAGAAAGGCAAAGGAUUACAAGGAUGGGAGGAGCGAUUAAAGAUUUCUGAUCGUGCCCACAUUGUGUUCAACUUCCACCAAGCUGUUGAUGGGAUCCAGGAGCAGCAGCGGCAGCAACAAGAAGGGAAAAUUUUGGGAACGACUAAAAAGGGCAUCGGACCUGCGUACUCCUCCAAAGCUGCUCGGAACGGUCUGCGAGUCUGUGACCUUGUCUCAGAUUUCAAGGUUUUUGAGGACAAGUUUCGUAUGUUGGCAGAACAUUUCCUGACCAUGUAUCCAAACCUCAACGUCAAUGUCGACAGUGAACUGGAGCAGCUGAAGGGAUAUGCUGAGAGGCUGCGCCCUCUGGUGACUGAUGGUGUGUACUUCAUGCACAAAGCUCUGACUGGACCCAGUAAGAAGAUCCUGGUGGAGGGAGCCAACGCUGCUCUCCUGGAUAUUGACUUUGGGACGUAUCCCUUCGUGACGUCCUCUAACUGCACUGUGGGAGGAGUCUGCACCGGCCUCGGCGUGCCUCCGUCAUACGUCGGCCGAGUAUACGGUGUCGUCAAAGCGUACACCACCCGGGUGGGUGUUGGUGCUUUCCCUACAGAGCAGGACAAUGAGAUCGGAGCGCUGUUACAGUCCAGAGGGAGGGAGUUUGGCGUGACGACGGGCAGGAAGAGGCGCUGUGGUUGGCUGGACCUGAUUCUGGUCAGAUACGCCCACAUGGUCAAUGGCUUCUCUGCAAUUGCCCUGACGAAGUUGGACAUUUUGGACACGCUACCUGAGAUUAAAGUGGGUGUGGCCUAUAAAGUCGAUGGACAACCUCUACCAAGUUUCCCCGCAAACAUGGACGUCUUGACGCGGGUGUCGGUUGAGUACAAGACGCUGCCCGGCUGGUGCUGCAGCACUGAGGCGGCUCGGAGCUUCGAGCAGCUGCCGCCCGAGGCGCAGAGUUACAUUCGCUUCAUUGAGAACUUCCUGCAAGUGCCAGUGAAGUGGGUUGGAGUCGGCAAGUCCAGAGAGAGCAUGAUCAAACUUCAGGUUUGACAGGAAGACCGGAGGAGUUUAAAAUUCAGACUCUAUCCUAAAGGAAAUACUUCACCAGCAAGGCUAUUUGUGAAACUCUUAGUUGCUGCUUCUGCAUCACAUUUACAAUAAUUCCUCAUAGAUAUAAUUUAUGCAUUCCACAGUGUUUUCUAUAUUUAUUAGGAUGAUAAAUUUUAAAACCUGGUGUAAAUGGAUCGAUCAGUCUUUAUUCCAUUCCACAGUAAAGCACACAGUUUAUUUUUUUAGCAUCCGAAGCUAAUUAACCUUAAUUGACAUUCACCAUAUUAGUUUUUUUUUUUUUUUUUACAUAUACUGUAUUUGACCAACAGAUGUAGAAGCCUUGGUGUUAAACAGGAGAUUAUUUUUAGAUUUUGUAAAGAGAUGGUGAAACGAUUGGAAGCCAUCAGCGAUCAGUACGAUUGUGAACUUUUCUAUUGAACAGUUUUAAACCACAAAAACAUGAACGCAUCUCGGUUGUUAAGUUUGUAACAGUAUUUUCAUAAUGAUUGUUGAAUUGAACAUUGUGCUUUUUAAAUACUCGAGCGGAUACAUCAACACUAAGGAGUUUAAAUAAAGCAAUUCUUCAUGAAGGUGAUUAAGUAGAAAUCCACACAGAGACAUCAGUGUUUGUGUAGAUGUAAACGAUGCACCAGACCACAUCUCAAUAUGUUUUCUAUGACAUUCAUUUUGUCAAUAAUGUAAAAGACUCUUAUUCAUCUUGCUGUUAUCAAUAAAAAAAACUGUAACAUUUA
Messenger RNA from Seriola dumerili (greater amberjack), 2193 nucleotides. RefSeq names its product adenylosuccinate synthetase isozyme 2-like (gene adss2l). The record is from RefSeq and is a predicted model, not a curated record. Gene Ontology annotation, cellular component: cytoplasm. Bases 41 to 1441 code for a protein of 466 amino acids. NCBI's taxonomy places the organism in Eukaryota, Metazoa, Chordata, Actinopteri, Carangiformes, Carangidae. Gene Ontology annotation, biological process: IMP metabolic process; 'de novo' AMP biosynthetic process. Gene Ontology annotation, molecular function: GTP binding; adenylosuccinate synthase activity. The transcript has 13 exons.